Messenger RNA from Clunio marinus, 4852 nucleotides. The record is from the annotation of a GenBank genome assembly. Lineage: Eukaryota; Metazoa; Arthropoda; Insecta; Diptera; Chironomidae.
AAAAGAAUAAAUAUCGUGAAAAAGAAAAAUACACAAUAAAAUAUUUUAAACAAUUUUACUGGUUAAUCAUUUAAUUUCAUACAUUCUAACGAUUAAAAAAGUGACAGAUCAAAGAACUACAUGACAAACCAUUAAAAUACUUCUCUAAAUAGUUCCCAAAAUAACUGCAGUGAUUUUUUUAUUUGUUAUUUUACUGUUUCAAUGAUGAACCAUUCGGAAAAAAACAAAUGUGAUUGAUAAAUUUAAAAUGAAAGCCAACGAAAGCUACAAUAAUAAGAAAGAUGGAAAGAAUGAUACUAAGAAAACUUCUGAAUUACCCUCACGAGUAGCACAAUGGUAUUAUCGACAUGGAUUAUUUCUUACUUCGUAUCCAACAUGUGCUACAAGUCUGGCAAUUUUAGUAAUUUUAUUUUGUUGCUACCCACUCCUCAAUUUUUCGCCUCUCCCUGGAAAAAUUCCAUCAAAAGUCGUCUUGCCUUACUAUGCACAUCAUUUCGUAACGACGUCAAACAACACCAAGGAAACGUUUCAUGUUGAUAAGGAAAUUAAUAACGAACAAAACAUUCACGACGAAGGAGAACGUGUUUCACAUCUAAAGUCGCAUAUAAAUAUUGACACGGAUCAACUGCAUCUCAAUAACUUCUCAUCAUCAUCAUUUCUUCCAAUUCCAUCGUUGCCAUGGGCACGAGCAGAGCCACCAUUCGUUUAUGUCCAGCAGAUUAUUCUAAGGAGUGCCGUCUUACCAUGGAGCAAAGAUUUAACACUCACCGAUGCAUUUCGUGGUCCUCUUUUUGAAGUCUUCAAACUACUGGAAAUCAUCAACAAUCAUGAAACAAACGUGACCUUGAGUAAUCUUUGCUUACAUGUUGAGAAUGUCAAACGAUCUCACAAAGAUCCUUUGUUUCCCGAAUAUAACUGUUUGGUGUUAUCGCCAGCGAAUUUCUGGAGACAAAACAUUCACAAUUUCAAUAAAGAUAACAGUUUACUUAGUACAAUCUAUCAGCACCACAAUAAUCAAAAAUCGAAAGUUUCAACUUCGGAAAUGUUGUUUGGUGUUCCAAUGCUUGCAUCUGGAAUUAAACGUUAUCCGCUACAAAAUCGUCCUCGAAUUAUUCAAUAUGCAAUAACUUUGUUUAUGCGUGAAAAUAAUCAAGAUUUCAUCGCAACAUUACAACAGAAGCUUCACAAGAUUUAUCCACUUCAUCAACAACUUGAAGAUGAUGUUGAGAAGGUUGAAGAGAAGUCAUCAGUGAUUUACAUUUAUUAUCCUGGUGAAUUUAAUCUCAUCGAGUUAGUUCCACUCACAAUCGCCAUGACAAUUCUCUUCGUCUACAUGUACUUCUCGAUUCGCAAAGUUGAAAUGAUUCGCUCGAGAUUUAUUGUCGCACUUGCUUCAGUUGUGACAGUUCUUGGCAGUCUUGUAAUGUCGCUUGGAUUUUGUUUCUUCUUCGGCAUAAGUAUUUGGGCGCAAUCGUCAAUGGGUGUGUAUCCAUAUUUAUUGAUUCUCGUUGGACUUGAAAAUUGUUUAGUGAUAACAAAGAGUGUGAUGACAACGGAGAAUAAUUUGGAUGUGAAGAUUCGCGUCGCACAAGGACUAAGCAAAGAAGGUUGGCCGAUAACGAAGAAUUUAAUGACUGAAAUAACAAUUUUAACUGCUGGACUUGUUUUAACAUUCCUACCGUUGAUUCAAGAGUUUUGUAUCUUUGCCAUUGUUGGGUUAGUCUCCGAUUACUUAUUGCAAAUGUUCCUUUUUUCAACUGUCCUCGGUUUGAAUGUUAAGCGAGUUGAAGUCAUUGCUGAAGUGAAGAAACUUCCAAAAAUGCUCGACAAGUCAACGUGGAAUGUUCAUAAGAAGUUUGACACAAAAGCAAUUCAUCGUUCAGCUUCACAUCCAUCAAAGCUUUCCGAUUUAGAUCAACUUAAAGACACGACGAAUGUCAAUAAGACACAAAAAGAAAAAAUACCAAAAAGAUUAAGAAUUGUGAAUUUUUGGGCACGAACGAGAUUCUUUCAACGAGGAUUUAUGAUUUGGAUGGUUUUAUGGAUCUCCAACAUUAUCUACUCAUCAGGUAUCAUUGAGAAUGUUUUCCUUAUCGACAAAUCAAAUGGAACGAACACAAGUGAAACACAAACAACUGAAGGCGGUGGACAUGUUGACACAAACAACAAUUACGAACAUAUGGUGAAGAAUCUUUCAAACAUCAUGAUGGAUUAUUAUACGAAGAAUGUUCAAUGGAAUAAGCGAUUAAAUGAAAACAUGGAGUCAAAUAUCACUGAUAAGAUUCAGAAACUUAAACAUCCAUCAUUCGAAAUUGGAAAUCGAUUGUCAAGUUUCCAUUGGGCUGGAAUAUUUCGUCAAUAUAACAUUUCAAUGAUCGGUCGUUAUGUUACAAUCUUACCAUCAAUUAAAAUCUCUCACAUUGUGCCUGUUGAAGUAGCUUCAAAGAUAAGAAAUUCCAACGAUAUUGCGCCGUCGUCAUCGAAGUGGAAUGCAUUAACAUCGGCUCUUGAUCCACUUGAUCUUAAUGAUGCUGAUGGCGAAGAUGAUUUACUUGACAUGGAUCCGGUUGAGAAUCAACCUUUGUAUCCAAAGACACCGAUGGAGAUGAUGUUGUUAGUCAUUUUAUGUGCUGUAAGUGUCUUCGUCAUUACUUAUACGAUGAUUGUGAUGUAUCGUUGCAUAUGUUCAAGAAAUUAUGCAGAAUGGCGUGCAAGUCGAUGGGAUGAAAAUGAAGUUAUUGAAACAAACAGUGAACAAGUUUUAGAAGGUUUUCCUAUUCAAGUUAAAGGUCACAAGCACAACGUUGAGUGCGUUGUAUCAGAUGGAAAUCUCAUUGCAAGUUCUUGUCUUCAAGGAUUAUUGAAGAUUUGGGAUUCAAAUAACGGUGAGUUGGUCGCCGAAAUUAAUCGAAUUGGAUAUUUUGAACAACUUCAACAAUACAAUGCUGAUCGUCAUUGUUCGUCACUCACAUCGAUGUCUGAUGAGAAUUUAAUUCAACAAAAGAAUUCACCACCACGUCAUAUGUUGACAGAUCAACCAUCAUCAACAUUAACACGAUUAAAGACGUCACUUAAAUUUGAUUUCCAAUCAUCGUCACCAUCAUCAAGAUUCUCAUCAACUAAAAAUGAUUUUCAAAAAAGUUUCGAUAAAUAUUUUGAACCAGCUGCUGUUGUGACAAUGACAAAUCAUUCAUCAGAGGGUGAAAUUGUUGCAAAUGGAGCAAUAGGAAUAAAUAAUAAUAAUAACAACAUCAACAGUUUUAAUCAAAUUAAUGUUAAUCAUAAAUUACAUAAUGGUUGCAGUAGUGACAGCAUAAAUAGUUUGAAUUCAUCGGCAACAUCAUACAACACAUCACCAAUAUGGGCGCUUGAUUUUAUUGAUAAUUUGAUUGCAAUCGGCUGUGCUGAUGGUCGGUUAGAGUUUUGGGAGGGUACGACCGGUAGUUUUAAGUGUAUUUAUCAAACUGAAUCAACGCAUGGCAAUGGCGUUACACAUCUAAAACUUGCAAGUGAUAAAGUGGUAGCAGCACGACUCUCGGGACGAAUUGAUUUCCUGCGACUUGAAACAUACACGCAAGGACGUCACAUUGAUUGGAAUUUUACGUCGGCGUAUCGUCGAACACAUGUCAGAACGGGAUCGGCGGGUAGCAUAAGUAAUUUUAAUCAGCAACAAAAUCAAAGAUAUACACAAAGAAAUUCACUCAAUGCAGCAGUUAAUCAUCAUCAUCAUGGUAAUCAUCAUCAAUCGUCAUCAUCAUCAAUACAGCACAACAAUCUAUCAUCAAAUUCACCGACGGAAGAAGAACUUCGAUGUAUUCUCGAGUUGCCACAUCAAGGACAUACACAACCAAUAACAUGCUUAGAUGUCCUCGGUAAUUUUCUCUUCACUGGAAGUCAAGAUCAUACGUUGAAAGUCUUUCAUACAGACUCGAAUACAUUAUUCUUUACACUUCAUGGACAUUGUUCACCAGUUACUUCACUUCUUAUUGAUCGAUUUCAAUCUGGAACGGGAUGUUCUGGAUCUCAAGAUGGAUUACUUUGUGUUUGGGAUCUGAUUACAGGUGCUUGUCUGUACAAUCUUCAAGCACAUGAAGAUUGCUUGGUAUCGAUAGCAAGUGCACCCAGUUAUAUAAUAACUUUGGGACUUGAUGAGAGAAUAAGAGUUUGGGAGAGAUUUCAAGGGCAUCUUCUCAGCACUAUUAUACUUCAUCAUGCUUAUUCCAACUCUAUUGUCAUGUUGACGCCAUCAUUAUUGAUAACAGCAAAGCCAGGAGCUCUUCUGGUUUGGGACGUAAAAGAUGGUCAUGUGAAACAUGAAGUUAAGCUCGAUCGUUCUGAAAUGAGUCAACAAAUCACACCAAAAAUUAUGCUACCAUCUUUUGGAUCAAUUAUCACUGAUUUUGGUCAUCAAUUGCGAAUCGUUCGAUUUCCACUUCACGAUAAAAGCGAGUAACAAGAGAUGGAAAGGAAUUUUAACUUAUUUAACACAUUCUCUUCUUCUUCAUCAGAAGAAAUUGAAGAAGUUUUCUUUUCUUUUUUAAUAAUUAAUUCAAAAUUAUUUUAACGGAAAUUUCCGUUUUCAUCCUUUAAUUAUUGAAAGAGAGAACGGAAGAGGAACUGAAAUUAAACUUUUGUGUGAAACUAAACGAUUGGAAGAUGUUGAAUGAUUCCAAGAAAGUUCUGUUUUGAUAAUGAUUUCUUUGGGGCAUGUUACAAGCAGUCGUCAGACAGACUUUUCCAUCACAUGCUUGACUUGUUUGAUCAUCAACUGACGAUGAUUGCUUGCAAAAUAAAAGAAGAGAAAAAAAGCACACAAAAAGAAAAUAAAUAAAUUAUUAACAAAAAAACAAUU